AUGGCGGGGGAGGCAGCGCAUGGCACCUUGGGCAGUAGCCGCUCCUCGGACAAGGGGCCGUCCUGGUCCAGCCGAUCCCUGGGUGCCCGCUGCCGGAACUCCAUCGCCUCCUGCCCCGAGGAGCAGCCCCACGUGGGCAACUACCGCCUGCUGAGGACCAUCGGGAAGGGCAACUUUGCCAAAGUCAAGCUGGCCCGGCACAUCCUCACCGGCCGGGAGGUUGCCAUCAAAAUCAUCGACAAAACCCAACUGAACCCCAGCAGCCUGCAGAAGCUGUUCCGAGAAGUUCGUAUCAUGAAGGGCCUAAACCACCCCAACAUCGGUGAGGAGGGCAGGGCGGGGAGGGGGGCUGGCGCCGAGGCUGCCAGCAGGACUGAGAAGACGCUGUACCUGGUGAUGGAAUAUGCAAGUGCUGGAGAAGUAUUCGACUACCUCGUGUCACACGGCCGCAUGAAGGAGAAGGAAGCUCGAGCCAAGUUCCGACAGAUUGUAUCGGCUGUGCACUACUGUCACCAGAAAAACAUUGUCCACAGGGACCUGAAGGCCGAGAACCUCUUGCUGGACGCCGAGGCCAACAUCAAGAUCGCCGACUUUGGCUUCAGCAACGAGUUCACGCUGGGCUCGAAGCUGGACACGUUCUGCGGGAGCCCCCCGUACGCCGCCCCGGAGCUGUUCCAGGGCAAGAAGUACGACGGGCCGGAGGUGGACAUCUGGAGCCUGGGCGUCAUCCUGUACACCCUCGUCAGCGGCUCCCUGCCCUUCGACGGGCACAACCUCAAGGAGCUGCGGGAGCGAGUCCUCAGGGGGAAGUACCGGGUCCCUUUCUACAUGUCUACCGACUGUGAGAGCAUCCUGCGGAGAUUUUUGGUGCUGAACCCUGCUAAACGCUGUACCCUGGAGCAAAUCAUGAAAGACAAAUGGAUCAAUAUCGGCUAUGAGGGUGAGGAGCUGAAGCCAUACACAGAGCCGGAGGAGGACUUCGGGGACACCAAGCGAAUCGAGGUGAUGGUGGGGAUGGGCUACACUCGGGAAGAAAUCAAAGAGGCCUUGACGAGCCAGAAGUACAACGAAGUGACCGCCACCUACCUCCUGCUGGGCAGGAAGACUGAGGAGGGCGGGGACCGGGGCGCUCCAGCACUGGCCCUGGCAAGGGUGCGGGCGCCCAGCGACACCACCAACGGGACAAGCUCCGGCAAAGGCACCAGCCACAGCAAAGGGCAGCGGAGCUCCUCCUCCACCUACCACCGCCAGCGCAGGCACAGCGACUUCUGCGGCCCAUCCCCCACACCCCUGCACCCCAAGCGCAGCCCAACCAGCACGGGGGAGGCGGAGCUGAAGGAGGAGCGCCUGCCGAGCCGGAAGGCGAGCUGCAGCGCUGCGGGCAGCGGGAGCCGAGGGCUGCCCCCCUCCAGCCCGAUGGUCAGCAGUGCCCACAACCCCAACAAAGCAGAAAUCCCGGAGCGGCGGAAGGACAGCGCGAGCACCCCUAACAACCUCCCUCCCAGCAUGAUGACCCGCAGAAACACCUACGUUUGCACGGAACGCCCAGGGGCUGAGCGCCCGUCCCUGUUGCCAAAUGGCAAAGAAAACAGCUCGGGUACCCCACGGGUGCCCCCCGCCUCCCCUUCCAGUCACAGCCUGGCUCCCCCAUCAGGGGAGCGGAGCCGCCUGGCACGGGGCUCCACCAUCCGUAGCACCUUCCACGGUGGCCAGGUCCGGGACCGGCGGGCAGGGGGUGGGGGAGGUGGGGGCGUGCAGAACGGGCCGCCUGCCUCUCCCACGCUGGCCCAUGAGGCCACACCCCUGCCCACCGGGCGGCCCCGCCCCACCACCAACCUCUUUACCAAGCUGACCUCCAAACUGACCCGAAGGGUCUCAGACGAACCUGAGAGAAUCGGGGGACCUGAGGUCACAAGUUGCCAUCUACCUUGGGAUCAAACGGAAGCCGCCCCCCGGCUGCUCCGAUUCCCCUGGAGUGUGAAGCUGACCAGCUCGCGCCCGCCCGAGGCCCUGAUGGUCCGCUGCCGCCAGCCACAGCCGUUCCUGCUGGCCUGCCUGCACGGGGGUGCGGGCGGGCCCGAGCCCCUGUCCCACUUCGAGGUGGAGGUGUGCCAGCUGCCCCGGCCGGGCCUGCGGGGAGUUCUCUUCCGGCGCGUGGCGGGCACGGCCCUGGCCUUCCGCACCCUCGUCACCCGCAUCUCCAACGACCUCGAGCUCUGAGCCACGGCCCUGGGUCCUCCUCCUCGUCUCCGUCACGUCUGCAGGAGGAAAGGGGUCGGGGAGGGGUCUCCCUGGUCACCCCCCAGCUGCCCUGACCUGGAUUUGGGGGAAGAGACUGUCUCCUCUGCUGUUCUCUGGGGAUGCUGGGCGUGAGCGGAGGGUGAGCGGGCUCAGCAGGGGCGCCUCCAGCCAGUCCUGACCCUCCUCACCCUGCAUCGGGCACCAAGGAGACUUCGGGGCAGGGCAGGGGCCGGAGGAAAACUGAGGACACUUUUUCAUUCCUCCCAACAGUUCAAGAAUUAGGCCUUGGGCCGGGGCAGGAAGAGUUGCUGAGCCUAUAGACCUGCGAAUUUGGGGGCUGGGAGUGGGGGUCAGAGGCAGACUCCUUCCCUUUCCCUGCCCGUCGUGCUCGAACUCCCCUCCCGCCCCAGGCCGGUGCGGGGCACUUUGUACAAAUCCUUGUAAAUACCCCCACGCCCUCCCUCUGCAGAGAUCUCUCGAGGAGCUGCCGCUGUCGCCUCCGGUUUUUAAGUUAUUACACCCCCACCCUCCUCCUCUCGGCCCCUCACCUGCAGCCUGUUGUCCAAUAAACUUAGGGAAGUCCCCCUCCUCCACGCUGUCCCUGGGGUUUUCCUUCCCUGCCCUCAUCUACACGUGAGGUGAAGAGGAGGGGUGUGACUGGGCCAGUGGUUUCUCCUUUCUGAGCCUCGGUUUUCUCAUCUGCAGAAUGGGAGUAGUGGGGGUAUGAGGGUCAAGGAUGAUUGUAGAACAAAACUCAGCCUCAUCCACAGGCCCCCAGUUCCUAGGUGGGACCCCCAUUCAUCCACUCACGCGCCCACCCACAUGUUAUACUGGACUCUAAGCCACUUCCUACUCCAGUAGUACAUUUAUUCAAUAAACAGUCAUUGAUCGGUGCCUA
This is a messenger RNA of Myotis davidii, 3139 nucleotides long. It is a transcript of the gene MARK4, whose product is annotated as MAP/microtubule affinity-regulating kinase 4. Gene Ontology annotation, biological process: protein phosphorylation; microtubule cytoskeleton organization; intracellular signal transduction. The coding region runs from base 1 to 2220 and encodes 739 amino acids. NCBI's taxonomy places the organism in Eukaryota, Metazoa, Chordata, Mammalia, Chiroptera, Vespertilionidae. Gene Ontology annotation, molecular function: tau-protein kinase activity; protein serine/threonine kinase activity; ATP binding. The transcript is spliced from 17 exons. Gene Ontology annotation, cellular component: cytoplasm. The record is from RefSeq and is a predicted model, not a curated record.